Messenger RNA from Oncorhynchus kisutch (coho salmon), 3624 nucleotides. RefSeq names its product SLIT and NTRK-like protein 2. NCBI's taxonomy places the organism in Eukaryota, Metazoa, Chordata, Actinopteri, Salmoniformes, Salmonidae. Gene Ontology annotation, biological process: axonogenesis; positive regulation of synapse assembly. Gene Ontology annotation, molecular function: protein binding. The transcript has a single exon. The coding region runs from base 545 to 3112 and encodes 855 amino acids. The record is from RefSeq and is a predicted model, not a curated record. Gene Ontology annotation, cellular component: glutamatergic synapse.
CUAUUCCUCAGUAUCCAGUCUCUCUCAGAGUUGGAUCUCUCAGUGUUUUUAUCGAGAAAGUGAAGGAAAACUCCAAGUGAUAUGCUACAUACAUUUAAUUUUUUGUAAAAAACGAAAUUGUACUUAAUGACGAAUGGAAUUUCGUGGGAUCAAGGCGAGCAGAGACUGUACAAUCUCUGUCGCUGAGUGAGUAUCUAUCUCACUGUUUCUGAUUGUGCUGCUACGGAAAUGCUUGAAACUGCUGCAUGAAUGGUCGUGGGUAACACCGGGGAUUGCGGUAGCCUACAUUGGGAAGCUAUCCCCUGACUAACAGACAAUGUGCCCACUCAAACCUGGCGCAGAACGUAUCCGAUGAAUGAUUCCUGGUUUAAUUUGCCUGUUGGGUUGUAACGAAGAUCAAUGGAGAGACCUGCGCGUCCGUGCGCCCGGGUACCUUUUUUACACUAAUGUUGUCUUAAUUUGGGUUACAUGUCCCUACUGAAAUUCCCAGCUCCAAGGCUCAUACAACGUUGAUGCUGGAUAAUUCAGCAACAUUGUUGUAAAAAUGCUGAACAGCGUUUUGUUGCUCAGCGUUUUAACUGUGACCAGUUUCGCAUCGAAGACAGACAGCCGCAAAACAUCGAAAGAAAUUUGUAAGAACCGCUGCUCCUGUGAGGAAAAGGAGAAUAUAUUGAGCAUUAACUGCGAAAACAAAGGGUUUACAACGGUGAGUCUAUUUCAGCCUCCGCCGAACAAAAUCUGCCAACUCUUUCUCAAUGGAAACUUUCUUUCGAGACUUAAUCCGAACGAGUUUAUCAAUUAUGGUAAUGUCACAUCCCUUCACCUGGGAAACAACGGGUUACAGGAGAUACAGACUGGAGCUUUUACUGGACUGAGGUUUUUAAAACGACUUCAUCUCAACAACAAUAACUUGGAGAUAAUCAAGGAAGUCACCUUUGCUGGUUUAGAGAGUUUGGAGUAUUUACAGGCAGAUUAUAAUUACAUCAGCGCCAUUGAAGCAGGUGCAUUCGGCAAAUUAAAUAAACUCAAAGUGCUGAUUCUCAACGACAACCUCAUGCUGUCUCUUCCCAACAAUGUAUUUCGUUUCGUUAUGUUAACGCAUUUGGAUCUAAGGGGAAACCGGCUUAAGAUGCUGCCUUUUGCUGGUGUGCUGGAGCACAUAGGCGGCAUUAUGGAGAUCCAACUGGAGGAGAACCCGUGGAAUUGCACCUGUGAUCUGAUACCCUUAAAAGCCUGGCUGGACACCAUCUCGGUCUUUGUAGGGGACAUCGUGUGCGAGACCCCCUUUAGACUGCAUGGAAAGGACAUUACGCAAUUGAUUAGGCAAGAUCUAUGCCCCCGACGUAAUGCUGGUGAUUCUAAUCACCGCGCAAUGCAACCCCCUUCUGAUUCCCAAUACGACGGCCCCUCUCCCACCCUACACCCCGGUGUCACUCCAACAAAAGCCCCACGGGCCUCCCGUCCCCCUAAAAUGAGAAAUCGCCCUACACAACGGGUAACGUCUGGUAAGGACAAACAAGUGCUGGGGCCUAUAAUGGUUUAUCAGACUAGGUCCCCUGUUCCCAUGACCUGCCCUAGUAUAUGCGUCUGUACCUCCCAGAACGCAGACACUGGAUUAAAUAUCAACUGCCAGGAGAGGAAAUUGCAUAAUAUAACAGAGCUUACCCCUAAACCCUCCUAUCCAAAGAAAUUGCAUUUAACAGGGAAUUACUUACAUACCAUAUAUACAACAGACCUAACCGAAUACAGCACACUCGAGCUCCUCCAUUUAGGAAAUAAUAGGAUAGCUGUUAUUCAGGACGGGGCCUUUGACAACCUGGCUAAUCUACGGAGACUUUACCUCAAUGGCAAUUACAUUGAAAGUCUAUCCCAAUCAUUAUUCGUAGGGCUGCAGAGCCUUCAAUAUUUAUACCUGGAGUACAAUGUCAUCAAGGACAUUUUACCACAGACGUUUAACUCAUUACAGAAUCUGCAGCUGCUGUUCCUAAACAACAAUCUACUAAGAUCCCUUCCCGACAAUAUAUUUUGGGGGACUAUGCUAACAAGACUAAACCUGAGGAACAAUCACUUCUCCCACCUGCCGGUGCGCGGUGUGCUCGACCAGCUCUCCGCAUUCAUUCAGAUCGAUCUGCAGGAGAACCCAUGGGAUUGCACAUGCGACAUCGUCGCCCUUAAAAACUGGAUGGAGCUGUCCAGCACCAGUGUCGUGGUAAAUGAAAUCACAUGUGAUUCGCCCUCCAAACAUGCAGGGCGGCUGCUCAGAUCUCUGCGUAAUGACGCAAUUUGUCCCGAGCCUAACGAGGUCACAGUAGGCCUAACCAAGGCCCCCACGGUCAGUCCCAGCACCGACUCCACUCCCCCGCUUGCCAUCACGUCAACAGAAGAGCAGAUACCCGAGAUGCAACCGGAGGUGCCCCUGUCUGUUCUCAUACUGGGACUGCUCGUGGUGUUCAUUCUGUCGGUCUGCUUCGGGGCUGGUCUUUUCGUAUUCGUCCUCAAACGACGCAAAGGAAUUGAUAGCGUCCCCGCCAGUGCCAAUCAUUUAGAUAUAAACUCUUUCCACGUACAGUAUGGUUCAUAUAGCUCAGAGCCCACUGCAGAUAAAACAGAGACACAUGUGUAUAACUACAUCCCUCCCCCCGCUAGCCAGAUGUGUCAGAACCCCAUCUACAUGCAGAAAGAUAGCGAGCAGGUGGCGUACUAUAGGAAUCUAAAAGAGCUAACUUUCAGCACCAUGGACCCGAAAAAGUCGGAGUUGCCCCCAAGCCCAUAUACCAUAAGCACAGUGGAACUCAAUGAAAAACAAUCUUGUGGCAAUCGACAGCCGGAGCUGCUUUAUCAAAACAUUGCAGAGCGAGUUAAGGAGCUUCCGACGGCUGGCGAUCAGAAUUACAGUUUCUGCACUUUACCGAAAAGACAAUUCAUUCCUCCCUUUGAAACUACUAGACGACACAAACAGGACAGGUUGAAUAAAACUGUUCUCUAUGGGACUCCACGAAAGUAUUAUGCUGAACAAUCAAAAAAUGAACACCCUUUGCUGCCUGGGAAGCUAAAAACAGAACCAGACUACCUCGAAGUUCUGGAAAAACAUACUGCAAUGAGUCAGUUGUAAGAUAUGGCCCUAUCAUCACACGUAUUACAUCGGUAUGUAUCUAUGUAUUCCACAAAUUGACGAGUCCAACUCAAACAAAGCAACCUAAGCCUUUUUAUAUAUUUUUUAUUUUCCAGCUGUAUUGAGUAAACGUAGCCCUUUAUGCAGACAGUUAUAUUAUAUUACUGGAGGUUUAACAUAUUUAUUAUACUUUAAAUAUAAAGACUGUAGCAGGUACCGCAAGAACUAUGUAUAAUACGGCUGUGUGCAUUUUAUAUAAUAUAUUUUAUUUUCUCUGUGGAAACAAAUAUCAUUUUUAGAUGAAUAAUUGAGAAAUGACAUUCCUGUAUAUAAUAAUGAGUGUGAAACACAUGUAAAGGUUCCGUCCACAUGACGAUCCAUUUAUUCCAGAAGUGCCUUUGCACUCCGAGUAUUUUAUCUUUGCUUUCUGCAAAUGGAAAUUUGCUGUAUUUUAAGAAUCUUUAUGUACAAUUUAAUUAUUUGUCCAUUACAUUAAACAUAAUUGAAGAGGG